AUGACUAUAAUGGAUAAAACCAAACCUUUCUAUCAUGAAGAAGAAGGAGAAGACGUCAAAGGUUUUUUGCUUGAUUAUGAUGCUUACGCUACGUCCAAGGAUUGGAAUGAUGAUUGUAAGAGACAAGUAUUAGGCCUAUUCGUAGAUGACCAUUUAAGGCUAUGGAUAAGGAGCCUAAUCAAGAGCAAGACUACCUGGGCAGAUUUAAAGAAGGGCAUUAUUGAUACAACAUCUGCUACCUAUAACAUUGAUAAAAAGAUAAAACGGUUAAUGAACAUAAAGCAAAUAAAAAAUGAGUCUGGAGCAUUUAAGGAAAAGGUGGAGGAAAAAUAUACAGAGACAUUUAAUAAAGUGAAAGAGGGUUUGCAGAUUGAAAUGUAUAAUAAGAAUAUUGAGUAUGAUGUGAAGAAAGCUACCAAAAUAUUGUUACAAAAAACACCCCAAUCAAAUAAAGAGGAUGCUAAAAUGACUCAACUAACUGAAGUAUUCGAAAAUCUCAAAUUGCGCCAUGUGAUGAAUAGUUCAUCAAAUGAAAUUGAAGAAGUUAAAAACAUAGUGAACAAACUCAUCAAGACUGUGAACGAUGUGACAAGAAGAUUGAAGUCACAGAGAAAGUCUGAAUCUCGUAAAUGUUUUAUGUAUCAAGAAGUUGGUCACAUUUUGCGUAAUUGUCCUAAUAAGCAAAGAAGAAGGGGUAAGUUAAGCAAAGGAAAAGGAGCAGAGCAAACGGUUGAAAAAACAGAUGUACAAUUUUCUGAAUAUGUAAAUAAUCAAGAAAACCGUCCUGCAAGAAAAAUCAUAGAAGAAAAAGGUUCAACUGCCAAGAAUUGUUUAAAAAUUGAGGUUGA
Messenger RNA from Racocetra fulgida, 848 nucleotides. The record is from the annotation of a GenBank genome assembly. NCBI's taxonomy places the organism in Eukaryota, Fungi, Glomeromycota, Glomeromycetes, Diversisporales, Gigasporaceae.